This is a messenger RNA of Raphanus sativus (radish), 882 nucleotides long. RefSeq names its product mitochondrial inner membrane protease ATP23. Gene Ontology annotation, cellular component: extrinsic component of mitochondrial inner membrane. Gene Ontology annotation, molecular function: metalloendopeptidase activity. The transcript is spliced from 5 exons. The record is from RefSeq and is a predicted model, not a curated record. Bases 87 to 674 code for a protein of 195 amino acids. NCBI's taxonomy places the organism in Eukaryota, Viridiplantae, Streptophyta, Magnoliopsida, Brassicales, Brassicaceae. Gene Ontology annotation, biological process: mitochondrial protein processing; mitochondrial proton-transporting ATP synthase complex assembly.
AUUUACCCUUCGUCUCCUUUUCUCUCCGUCUCCGAUCAUAAUAAGCCGCCACUCGCGAGGGAACCACCGGCUUCGAGAUAUCGGAAAUGGAGGAAGAUGCAGCCGCUCCUAACUCAGGUUCCGAUUUGAACCUCGGGGGAAAGCGCGGCAAAUCUAUCGAAGAGUGCCAGGACAUGAUUCAGCGAAGUUUCCGAAAUCCGAUAGUGAAGUAUCUGAUGGAGCAAAUGGAGAAAUCAGGGUGCAGAGUUGGUGAUAACUUCGUCAAGGCGGUUGUGUGUACUGGUCCUGUUGCUGGUGGCUUCACUAAAGGAAGAGGGAUCACUGUGUGUAGUAACUAUCUGACCAUUCAAGAUGAAGUGAACCAAGUGGUUAUACAUGAGUUGAUCCAUGCUUAUGACGAGUGCCGUGCCAAGAAUCUGGAUUGGACUAACUGUGCUCAUCAUGCCUGCAGCGAGAUACGUGCAGGUCAUUUAAGCGGUGACUGCCAUUUCAAGAGAGAACUUCUGAGGGGUUUCAUUAAAUUACGAGGGCAUGAACAAGAAUGUAUAAAAAGAAGAGUGCUGAAAUCGCUUCGUGGCAACCCGUAUUGCUCUGAAGUAGCAGCUAAAGACGCCAUGGAAGCAGUGUGGGAUACUUGUUACAAUGACACUAAGCCUUUCGACAGAGCUCCUUGAAGUUGAAGUUGAGGUAUUACAUCUCUUUAUAUUACUUCUGCUUCAAGGUUUUGAACUUCAACUUCAUCUUUGAAGAUCGAUAUAAAGCUGGCAAAACAGUUGGAUCCAGCCGUUGAUUUUUCUUUUGUCACAUCUAUUAUUCAGAAUACAAGGUCCAUUAAUGAAAAGACCGAGUCACAUUCUAUUUAUAGUAACUUCAGUUUUCCUC